UCGCCCGGGCUGCCUGCUGAUCAUGUCUUCCAAGAAGAACAGAAAGCGGUUGAGCCACGGCGCGGAAAGUGGUUCGCCCUUGCUGGCUUCUGCUUCCUCUCGUGCGGGAGCCCAAACUUCUGCUGGGUCAGACUUGGCGGCGGCGGCCGGGACUCUGGUGGUGACCAACUUCCUAGAGAAGGAUGACAAAAUUCCUAAAGCAUUCCAGAAUUCCCUUGUUCAUCUUGGACUCAACACUAUGAAGUCUGCAAAUAUAUGUAUAGGUCGACCUGUAUUGCUUACCAGUUUGGAUGGAAAACAAGAGGUCUAUACAGCCUGGCCUGUGGCAGGAUUUCCUGGAGGAAAGGUUGGCCUGAGUGAAGUGGCUCAGAAGAAUGUGGGUGUGAGGGUUGGCGAUGCCAUCUGGGUCCAGCCUCUGGUGGGUGCUGUGCUACAGGCUGAAGAAAUGGACGUGGCACUGAGUGACAAAGAUAUGGACAUUAAUCAGGAAGAACUGACUGGUUGUAUUCUGAGAAAACUAGAUGGCAAGAUUAUUUUACCAGGCAACUUUCUGUAUUGUACAUUUUAUGGACGACCGUGCAAGCUACAAGUGUUGAAAGUGAAAGGGGCAGAUGGCAUGAUGUUGAGAAGGUCUCAGAAUGACUCUGCCGUGGAUGCCCAGGGAAUGGCCUCUGAACAGUCCAGCAUGGAAGCCAGUAGCCUGGAUUUAUCCUUACAGCUAAGCCACUUAGAUCUAGAAGAGCCUCAGAUUCCAGUAUCAAGAAGUACUCCUUGUAAACCAAUAGAUGAGAGAAUUCUAAAUAAAGUUGGUGACGUUUCAUUGGAUGUUACGCAGAGCCCUGGGAAUGGCAGUGGACUUGGACUAGAGGACGUUGCAGGUGUUAAACGUAGCUUUGAGUCUUCGAGAGAAGGAAAUAAGCAACUUACCAAUGAAGAGAGACUGCUAAAAUCUGCCAGUGUGGGAGCAAAGCGUAAUACAGAUGCUUUUUAUUAUAUUUCGUCAACAACAAGAGUCAAUUUUACAAAGAUUCGUAGAAACUCAAAAGAGCAAGACAACCAAUUCAGAGUAACUUAUGACAUGAUAGGCGGCUUAAAUAGUCAGCUGAAAGUAAUUAGAGAAAUGAUUGAAUUGCCUCUCAAACAGCCCAAACUUUUCAAGAGUUACGGAAUUCCUUCCCCUAGAGGAGUGUUACUCUAUGGCCCUCCAGGUACUGGAAAGACAAUGAUUGCCAGGGCUAUUGCUAAUGAAGUUGGAGCCUAUGUAUCUGUAAUUAAUGGUCCUGAAAUUGUAAGCAAAUUCUAUGGAGAAACUGAAGCAAGGUUACGUCAGCUAUUUGCUGAAGCCACUCUACGGCACCCAUCGAUUAUUUUUAUUGAUGAGCUGGAUGCACUUUGCCCUAAAAGAGAAGGGGCUCAGAAUGAAGUGGAAAAAAGAGUUGUAGCUUCGCUCUUAACACUGAUGGAUGGCAUUGGUUCAGUAAGUCUCUGUGCCUUGCGGAGAGUCCUGAGGAAACAGCCUACCCUCCCUGAUAGCAAAGUUGCUGGCGUGGUGAAGAUCACUCUGAAUGAUUUCUUGCAGGCAAUGAAUGCCAUCAGGCCCAGUGCCAUGAGGGAGGUAGCAAUUGAUGUCCCAAAUGUAUCCUGGUCUGAUAUAGGAGGACUGGAAAAUAUCAAACUGAAAUUGAAACAGGCUAUUGAAUGGCCCUUGAAACAUCCAGAGUCUUUCAUCCGAAUGGGUAUUCAGCCACCUAAAGGAGUUCUUCUUUAUGGGCCACCUGGAUGCUCUAAGACAAUGAUAGCAAAGGCUUUGGCCAGUGAGAGUGGACUGAAUUUUCUAGCUAUAAAGGGGCCUGAGUUAAUGAAUAAAUAUGUUGGCGAAUCUGAAAGAGCAGUUAGAGAGAUCUUCCGAAAAGCAAGAGCCGUGGCUCCUUCCAUUAUUUUCUUUGAUGAACUGGAUGCCCUAGCAGUUGAAAGGGGCAGUUCUUCAGGUGCUGGGAAUGUAGCGGACCGUGUUUUGGCUCAGCUCUUAACGGAAAUGGAUGGGAUUGAACAGCUGAAGGAUGUGACAAUUUUGGCAGCCACCAACCGCCCAGACAGGAUAGACAAGGCUUUGAUGCGGCCUGGAAGAAUUGAUAGAAUCAUCUAUGUGCCUUUACCAGAUGCAGCAACAAGAAGGGAAAUAUUUAAUCUGCAGUUUCACUCUAUGCCUAUCAGUGAUGACGUUGACUUGAAUGAACUAGUCCUCCAAACUGAUACAUACUCAGGAGCUGAGAUUAUAGCUAUGUGUAGAGAGGCAGCUCUUCUGGCUCUAGAAGAAGACAUUCAAGCCAACUGCAUUAGGAAAAGGCAUUUUACUCAAGCCUUGAGCGCUGUGACACCUAGGAUUCCUGAGUCACUGAGACGUUUUUAUGAAGAUUACCAAGAGAAGAGUGGGCUACAUACACUCUAAGAAAAUGUACAUAUUCAUUAUGUGAAAAAUGCUUUCUG
This is a messenger RNA of Otolemur garnettii (small-eared galago), 2487 nucleotides long. It is a transcript of the gene AFG2A, whose product is annotated as spermatogenesis associated 5. The transcript has 15 exons. Gene Ontology annotation, molecular function: ATP hydrolysis activity; ATP binding. The record is from RefSeq and is a predicted model, not a curated record. Gene Ontology annotation, cellular component: cytoplasm. Bases 23 to 2449 code for a protein of 808 amino acids. Lineage: Eukaryota; Metazoa; Chordata; Mammalia; Primates; Galagidae.